This is a messenger RNA of Astrephomene gubernaculifera, 1999 nucleotides long. The record is from the annotation of a GenBank genome assembly. Lineage: Eukaryota; Viridiplantae; Chlorophyta; Chlorophyceae; Chlamydomonadales; Astrephomenaceae.
AGUGAAUCCAUAACAACCCUUUCAUUGUUAGUUAAUUGCAGUCUCUUGCGUCGGACUUUGUUAACGCACAAAUCAUUUGGCUUAUUUAGCAACUAACUGGUCUUCUUAGCGUUCGCACCACUUACGUACUAGGGGGCGCCUCACGCGUUUUGUUCUCUAGCUAGCAAGAUGGGAGAGCGCAAAGUGCUCAACAAGUACUAUCCACCGGACUUCGAUCCGUCACAGCUUCCGAGGGGGAAGCGCAGGGAGACAAAUGAGAUGAAAGUGCGCAUGAUGUUGCCCAUGUCGGUGCGGUGCAAGACAUGUGGCACGUUCAUGUACAAGGGCACGAAGUUCAAUACCCGCAAGGAGGAUGUCAUGGGGGAGGACUACCUUGGAAUCCAAGUCUUCAGAUUCUACUACAGAUGUAAAAAAUGUGCGGCGGAGUUCUGUAUGAAGACAGAUCCCAAGAACGCAGACUACAUCCUGGAAGGCGGCGCCACUCGCAACUACGAACCCUGGCGCGACGAGGAAGCCACCAAAGCCGAGGCCGUGGCCAAACGCGAGGAAGAGGAGGCGGGCAACGCCAUGAAGGCGCUCGAGAACCGCACCCUCGACUCCAAGCGCGAAAUGGACAUCAUGGCUGCGUUGGAUGAGAUGCGCGCGCUGAACGCGCAGCACGCGCGCGUCACCACGGAGCAAGCGCUGGCGGCGCUGCAGCGCGCGGCGGCAGCCCAGCAGGUGGAGGUGGGCGAGGAGGAGGCGGCGGACCUAGCGCAGUUUUACCAGCUGCGGGCGCAAGCCAACUCACGGAAGCUGGCGGAAGAGGAGGAGGAGGAGGAAGGUAGGGAUGGAGAGAAGGAGGAGGAGGAGAGGGGAGGUGCGGGGCCAAGCAGGAGGGAGGGGAGAGACGCGGGGCCGUCCACGUCAGCGGCGGCAGGUGCGGCGUCGGAGCAGCAGCAGCAGCCGCAGCAGCGAGAGCAGGAUGCUGGGAAGGCAGUGCCGCCGCGGACACAACCGCAGCAGCAGCAGCAGGCGUUGAAGCCGGCCAUCAGAGUUAUGGUGAGGCCCAAGGCACAGCCACCGCCCCUGCAGGCGGCAGGUGGAGCAGCCGGGACGGGGUCUGGGGCGGAUGGUGCGUCGCAGGAUGCAGGUGCCGGCAAGCGGCCAGCUGCGCAGGGUGCGGAGGGAGAGGGGGAUGGUGAGGCGGCGAAGAAGCAGAAGGUGGAAGAGGAGGGGCAUGGCGGAGUGGGAGGAUUGACGGGGUUGUUGGGGCAGUACGGGAGCAGCAGCAGUGGGAGCGAAAGCGAGUGAGUAGCGGUUCAUGUACGCUGUGUUCUUCUUUAUGCUUGCCCUGCCUUCUGUGCGCCAGCAUUGGCUCUUUUAAGGAGGGUGUGUGCCCAGUGCAGUUGUGUUGGUGGGGGCGAGCGCGCUGUUGUGUUUGAGCUGGGUGGCAUACCUCAUGCGGAUGGGCGGUGCAGGGCGCUGCGGUGCCCACCUGAGCCGGGACACCGAACUGCACCACUGGGUUCUCAACAUGGGGAGCUCUUGAGGGCUGAACGGCGGGUUUACGAUUGACUGCUCAUUUCGUUACGGACAAACAGAUGUGCUACGAACUUAAAGAGGGAACCCAGCGGCCACAGCGCUCGUGAAAUGUAGGCAGAUAUGUAUGUGCAUUGUCGGGUUGUGGAAACACCAGGCAGGUCGAUGUUGACGCUAGGGCCACCCCCCUCUGCCGUGGUAAUGUUGUAUGGGAGCCUAGGUGGCACCGUGCAUACGCAUGGCGCUGUGUACGGUAUCUGCAUGUUCUGGCACGCCGUUGAGAAGGGUGCGGCUUAGCCUCUUGACGGGGGGUUGAUUCCUCCGAAUGCUUCUAGGUGGGUUCCUAUCGAUUGCCGUACAGUGCGGGUUAUCUCUUGGGGUGUACCGCAUUCGUCAGUAGCGGGGCUUACGGUAAGGGGAACAUCCCUCGACUUGCUUUUUUAAUGAUAGUGUCGUGAGAGGAUCUCGAAGACAGGAC